Adineta steineri is the source of this 4515-nucleotide messenger RNA. Lineage: Eukaryota; Metazoa; Rotifera; Eurotatoria; Adinetida; Adinetidae. The record is from the annotation of a GenBank genome assembly.
AUGCGUAUAAAUAUAAUUUUCAUCUAUUUAUCUGAAGAUUUAUUUAUUUUAAUAAAACAAAAAAUAGUUUGUUACUUUAAGAAAUUCUUACCAGAUAUAGAACAAACAAUUCGUCGAUUACAAGAUGAAUUAGAUAAUACAACACAAUUACUUGAAUCCAUUCGUAGUAAAGGUGCUGAUCUUACUCAAUUGACGAAUUUUCUUGAUGGUACACUUAGUCAUAUUCGUUCAAGUGAUCCACUAUCAUCAUCAUCAACAACAACAUCAACGACAACAACAAUUUGUCCGGAAUGUCGUCAAUUAAAGAGUGCACUUGUUUUAGAAUUAACUGGUAAAGAACGUUUUCGUUUUGGUUAUGAACAACUCUCAUCGAUGAUUAAAGAAGCAGCACCGAUACUUCGAAGACAAAAACAAGAUUAUGAAGCAUCAUUUGAAGUUAUUGGUAAAUUAACAAGUGAAUUAAAUGAAGCUAGAAAAGAAUUAUCAGAAUUACAUCAAUUAUCUGGAGAAAGUAUUGAAAAUUAUCGUUAUAUUCAACGUGAAAAUCAAUUUCUGGUCAACGAUAAUAAGUCCUUAGCUACAAAGAUUCAAGUUCUUUUGUCUGAAAUCGAAGAAUUACGUACAGGUAAGCGUUUAUCAGAACGUGAAACAUCAUCUGAACAUGAUCCGAAUCAACAAGUACCAUUAACAUUUCGAAAUGUUGUUGAACUUCAACAUGUUAAUCAAAAAUUAGAUAAACUAGUACGUGAAAUGCGUGCUCAAACUAAUGCUGAUGAUGAAGAUCUUAAUCGAACAAGAUUUGAUGAACUUAAAAAAGAACAUCAACAACAACAGGAAAAAUUAAAAGAAACAAAAAAUCAAUUAGAUGCAUUAGAAACACAGAUGUUAUCAUUAAUACAAGAAAGAGAUUUUCUUCGUUUAUUAGUUUCACGUUCAUCAUCAUCACAAUCUACAUCAUCAACAAGUCCAACAGUUGAUAUUCAUCAAGUAGAAAACUUACGUGAUCAAGUUAAUCGUUUACAAGAAAAAAUUGAAGUUCUUACAAAAAAAAAUACACAAAUAAUAAAUGAAAAAGAUGAUCUUAUCAGAACGUCAAAUGAAAAAGUCCGUUCAAUUCAAUAUGAACUUUUAACAGCACGAACUGAAGUUGAACAAACGAAUGAAAAAUUAAAUUUAAUUAAUGAUGAACAUGCAACAAAUAGAUUAACAAUUGCAUCACUUAGAACAGAAAUACAUGGUUGGCAAGAAAGACAUAAUAUGUUAGCUCAAAUUCGAACUAAACAAGAACAACAAUAUUUUCAUGUUUUAACUGAAUUACGUCAAUUGAAAGAUGAAAAAGCUACAUUAGAAUGUCGUUUAAAUACUUCAGAAAAUGAACAUAAAUUUGAUUCAAUUAAAUUUGAACAAAUCGAAAAUGAAUGUAUGCUAUUAAAAAGUGAAAUAAUCAAAAAUGAACAAAUUCAACCGGUUAUUGAAAAACUUCAGAAUUUAGCUGAAUAUACAAAAGAAAGAACUAAAGCCAUGUUUGAAGCUAAAUUAAAUGAUUUAACUGCACAAAAUAAUGAAUUACGUCAAAGAAUUGAACAACAUGAACGUGAUAAAGAAUUAAUGGAACGUACAAAUCAAUCACGUUUAGAUGAAAUAACACAAAAUUUACAACAAGAAAAACUUAAUCACACAGAAACACGAGCAAAAUUUGUGUCAGAAAAAGAAAAAGCUGAACAAAUACAGCGACAACUUAAAGAAAUCGAAAGUAAAGUCAAUUCAAAUACAAAUCAAAAGAGUGAUUUUGAACAACAACUAGGCAAUUAUGAAAAAGAAUUAAAAAUGCUUAGACUUCAACUUGAUGCAGCUAAUAAUGAUUUAGAAAUAAAACAAACAUUAAUUCAAUCUGGUGUUGAUAAUGCUAAUGAAUCAAAUAUCAAUGGACAAAAAGCAAUCGAAGAACUUGACAAACUCAAACAAGAAUAUACACAAAAAUCAUAUGAUUAUGAAAGUGAAAUAGAUCGACUUAAACAAGAAGUUCUUAAUCAUCAAUCAAUUAUUAAUCAAAACGAAGAAAAUGUACGUUCAUUGAAUGAACGUAUUCAAGCAAUGAAUGAUCAGUAUCAAAUUGAUUUAACACAAUCAACUGAACGUUAUGAUCAAAUACUUAUGGAAAAAAAUGAAAUUUUACAACAAUUACAAAAUGCUGAACAAUCGCUUAAUGAAAAUAUGGAAUUAAAAGAAAAAAUAAAUCAAUUUGAAUCUACAAUUGAAGAACAACAAAUGAAUUUUGAUGAAUUAAAAACACGUUAUAAUGAACUUUCACAACAAACAGCAACUUUACAAACAGAUAAUGAACGAUUAUUUGAACAAAUUCAACAAUAUGAAACAACAAUUUUACAAAAAGAUGAUCUAUUUAAAGUUCAACAAGAUAUAACACAACAAAUUGAACAACGUUAUGCUGAACUUGAACAAAAACAUAAUGAACAACAUACAUUAAUGAUUAAAUUAUCAACACAUUUAGCUGCUAAAGAAAGUGAAACACUUGCUCCAACAACUGAUUCAUCUGUAAAUGAAACUUGGAAUACUAUACUUGCAAUGAAUAAUUAUCUUCGUGUCGAAAAUACUCGAUUAACAGAAGAUGUUGAACGUAUUCGAUUAGAAAAUGCACAUUUAAAUGAACGUAAUAAUACAUUAGAACAGACUUAUUUAAAUGAUCAACAAAUUAUUGAUGAACUCAAUGUUAAAAAUCAAUCAUUACAAAUAUUACAAGAUCGUUUUGAUAAUGAUCAACAACAAAUAAAUAAUUUACAGGAAAAAUGUCAAUCAUAUGAACAGGCAAAACAAAAUAUGCAACAAGAAAACUAUACGUUUCAAACAACAAUUGAACAAUUAAAUCAACAAAAACAAUUAUUAAAUAAUCAAAUUAAACAAUCGGAAGAUAAAUCACGUACAAAUGAAGAACAAGUAACAGUUAAAACAGCUGAAAUUGAACGACAAGGACGUGAAAUGGAAGAUUUAAGAGGAAAUAUUAAAAAACUUGAAAGUGACAAUCAAGAACUUAAACAAAUGACUACAAAAUUACGAAGUAUUGCAAUUAAAUAUCGCUCAAAUGCUGCAGCUGUAGCUGCUGCAGCAACAAAUGCUCCAACUACUGCAUCAACAACACCGGCUGAUACAGAUGAAUUAUUAGCUCCUGGAUCAACAGAAGUUACACCUGGUGUUGUAGCACCACCCGAAGCAAAUAAAAAUCGACCAUUACCAAAUGAUUUAUCUGAAAAAAUGAAUAAACUUCGUGAUGCUCUUGUUGCAGCACGUACAAUAAUAACAUCUCAACAAACUCGUAUGACACAAAUGACAAAUGAAUUAACACGAGCAAAACAAGCUCGUAUAUCAACUGAUUUAACCGAAAUUCAUUCACUUGUUGAUAAUAUUCGUCAAACAUAUGAUACAGAAAUUAAUGAUCUUAAACAUAUUAUACAAUUAUUUGAUAAUACAGAUCCAAAUGAACAUAUGGCUGAAAUCGUACGUUUACGAAAAAAAAUUGAUGAAUUAACAGCAAAUAAGCCAUCGACAUCAUCAAAUUUAAAUACUUCAUCAAAUAAUAAACAAUCAGAAGAUGUAACACCUAAACCAACUCGACCACAAGCAUUUGCUGCACCUAUGACACAAGAACCAGCUAUUUCUCGUGUUGCUCCAAUGGCUCCGUUAACUGGUCGUCAAAUUGGUGUAGCUAUACCAAUGACAGCGUCAGCGACACCAACUACGACAAGUACACCACUUUGGACUAAUACUGCAUCAACAACGGCGGAAACAACAACCUCACAAGCUGCAGCAUCAGUUGAACAUCCAACAACAACUCAAAUAUCAACACCAGCGGGUGUUAAUUUAUUAAUGAAACGUACAAGAACUGAUGAUAAUGAUCAUAAAUCAACAGAAUCUACACUUAAACGAACUAAAGCAGAAACCGAGACUAACCCAUUAAUUGCUCAUGUCGAACCACAAGUACGUGAACAACAACAACAACAACAGCAACAAAUUCCUUCUCAAGAACAACAACAACAACAAGAAACUAUGGAAUCAAAUGUGAUAGAUACAACACGAACAGAUAUUAUACCGAUACAAAUUGAUAAUGAAGGAAUUCGUGGUUCUGUUGAAGAGACAACUUCACUUGAUCAAUCAAUGGAAGGUGAAUCUCGAUUGAAUAUUACUAAUACAUCAUCAACAAAUCUUGAUUCAACAACGACAACAACAAAUGAAUCAACAAAUAUAACUAUGGAACAAUCAAAUGAUCAACGUCGUGAUAUUUUACCGAUUGUCUAUGAUGUUCAAUCAAUUCCAACUAUCAACACUGGUGGACCGCCACAAAUAAAUCGUGGUGGUGUUGGUCGAUCACGUCCUUUUUCAAGUGUUCCAGGUACUCGUCGACCAUGGCCAGCACGAGGUGGUGGUGUCGGUAGUGGAAGAGGAGGCAUAGGUGGACGUGGAGCAGGCGGUGCCGGUGGUGUUGGCCCAUCCGCUCGUCAAUAA